AUGAGUGAAGAGACAACGAGAGCCGUUAGAGCUCUAGGUGAUCGUAUCGAUUCCAUUGAUGUCGCUCUGCAGCGCUGGACGAGAGCUCAAGAAGAAAAGUAUGGCGAAAUCACUCGGCGUCUCUCCGCUAUUGAAUUUGCGCUAGCGCAGCAAACCAACUGGCUAGACGGCAAACUGUCGGCAUCUAGUGAAAAAUAUGAGAAAAAGCUGACAAAUAUGGAGACCGUCUACCUGCGGCAUGUAAAUGAGUCAAAAAGCGCAAUAGAUGGACGACUAGAUGAGCUGAUCUCAACUGCUAGAGAAGGUGAGAAGCGAACAAAGAAAGAAGUUGAACGUCUAGAAGAUCACCUGCUGGGAAAUCUUCACGGAAUACCAAAGAGUGAGACUAGAAAUACAAUUAAGGUCUGUUUUCCUCUCAAAUUUCUCACCUACUUUUGGUCGUUGGGAGCAACAUCAACAGAAAUAAACUUUCAAAAGCAAAACCUACAAGCAUCGUGGCCAUGGAUUGUUGCCUUUAUUCUACUGGAACUCGGUCUCACAUACAAUUGGGUUGUCAGUCUCAUUACAACAAAGGUUUCCUUCUUUGAGCAUCGUGACUCUGUCAACUUUACCAGCAAUGCAUCACACAAUGCAACACAAGAAAAUCUAUCUCUACCAUACUCUUCACUUUGGACUCAAAUUGCAGUGUCACCACAGUUGGUCAGUAGCCUUCUGGCCACAGCUUACCUCUUCUUUAGCAUGAAGCAGACAAUGGUAAGGAGACUGUACCAUCGCACAAUGAAAAUGGAAGGCUCUUGGAGUAUCCACAGUUGGUGUGAUAUAUUUGUAUUGAGUCUCAUUGUGAUAUCACUCUUUGCAGCUUGUUUGUCAAAGCAAGCUGUAUGGCUCUAUUCUUACUCUCGUGCAUUUACCAGUGGUCAUCACACGUUUGUAGACAUGACACUCUACCACACAGCUGACUUUGUUGUGUCGUUAGCUUGUAGAAUGUGGAAACUUGGCUCGAGGCUGACCGUUCUCUUUUGGUUCACCUACUGCUCGGUCAUCAUUCGAAGACAAGUCGAUUCGUUUGCCAGAGACCCAGUCAUGGAUGACCAAAUACAAGAGCAACUGUGGAACGAGAGCCAGAGACCUUCGCUGCAGUUUGAAGGCACCAACAUGGCUGUCUGUCGUCUCAAUCUCAUCAGAUCGUCAGCCAAUGAGUUACGACGACAUUCAUGGAUUUUGUCUGCCAUCAUUCUUCUCGAGUUGACUUCAUUUAUCUGUUUGCUGCUCCAAAUUCAUAAUGAGGCAAAUACCUUUGACAACUGGGGGUUGCCAACAAGACUAGGGAUUGAGAUACUCACUGUGGCGUUUAGUGUCAUUGGAGUGACAUCUUCUGUCUCGAUGCUAAACACAACAGUUGCUUCUCUACCCGGACAACUGAGACAAGAUCAACACGGCAAAGUACUGUCAUACAAUAUCACAAGAUUGGAAACGGAAUUAAGAGACGUGCAGCUGCAGUUUCAUCCUACAGGACUACAGUUGUCUCCCGGGUCAUUCAGUUUGGUAGUGCUCACAGUACUGGCUAGUUUAGUAACUCUCUUUGUCUAUUUUGGAUUGUGAGACUCAGCAAAAAUCCUAUUUUCACUUGCUGUUAUUCAGCUACACACAUGGGGCAAACUAUUGUAAAAUAAACUUUUACAAAACUUACUUAAUUAAUCAAACACGUGAACUCUGAUUAUAAUUUUGUGCCAUUUUCAC
Messenger RNA from Corticium candelabrum, 1740 nucleotides. RefSeq lists its product as uncharacterized. The transcript has 2 exons. Lineage: Eukaryota; Metazoa; Porifera; Homoscleromorpha; Homosclerophorida; Plakinidae. Bases 1 to 1602 code for a protein of 533 amino acids. The record is from RefSeq and is a predicted model, not a curated record.